GUUCGUAAACAUUUUACGACAUAGCUGGCGAGGAGUCCUUGCUAAGCAAUGACAGUACUUGUAUUUCAAUCCCAGAUCUAUGUUUGAUUAUUUAAAGAAGAGGACUUUGUAUUGGCCUAAUUAUUGUGCCCCUUUGAGCACUAGGAUGGCGCCAAAAUCAUCCAUCACUUGUGUACAAUGUGAGAAAUCAUUUUCGACGAAGCAAGGUCUUGUCAGACAUAUUCGCAUUCAUACAGGAGAAAAACCAUUCCAAUGCCAAUAUUGUGAGAAAUCAUUUUCACGUAAGAAGAAUCAAUUGACUCAUGAACGUAUUCACACUGGAGAAAAACCAUUCCAGUGCAAGUAUUGUGAGAAAUCAUUUUCACAGAAUGGACAUCUAUUGAUUCAUGAGCAUAUUCACACUGGAAAAAAACCAUUCAGAUGUGUGCAAUGUGAGAAAUCAUUUGUAACCAAGCAAAGUCUUGAAAUGCAUAUUCGGAUUCACACAGGAGAAAAACCAUUCCAAUGCAAAUAUUGUUAUAAAUCAUUUCCACAGAAGGGAUAUCUAUUCAUUCAUGAGCGUAUUCACACUGGAGAAAAACCAUUCCAGUGCAAGUAUUGUGAGAAAUCGUUUUCACAUAAGGGAUAUCUAGUGACCCAUGAGCAAAUUCACACUGCAGAAAAACCAUUCAAAUGCAAAUAUUGUGAGAAAUCAUUUUCAGAUAAGAGGAAUACUUUGAAACAUGAACGUAUUCACACUGGAGAAAAACCAUUCCAGUGCAAGUAUUGUGAGAAAUCAUUUUCACAGACUGGACAUCGAUUGAUUCAUGAGCAUAUUCACACUGGAAAAAAACCAUUCAGAUGUGUGCAAUGUGAGAAAUCAUUUGUAACCAAGCAAAGUCUUGAAAUGCAUAUUCGGAUUCACACUGGAGAAAAACCAUUCCAGUGCAAGUAUUGUGAGAAAUCAUUUUCACAGACUGGACAUCGAUUGAUUCAUGAGCGUAUUCACACUGGAGAAAAACCGUUCAGAUGUGUACAAUGUGAGAAAUCAUUUUUCUCAAAGCAGGCUCUAGUCGGUCAUAGUCAUAUUCAUGCAGGAGACGAACCAUUCCAACUCAGCUUCAACUGUAAAUAUUGUCAUAAAACCUUUAAGAGUGAGUCUGGCUUACAAAAACAUAGACGCAGCCACAAUGAUACCUCUCGUAAUACUCGCAAGGUGUCUGAUGCAAGUCCCGGCAAGGAUAAACGGUUAAAGUCAAAAAGUGGCAAAGCUAUGAAAAGUUCUUGUUCAAGGUCUCGUUGUGAGGAAACUGAUGUGGGAGAAGAUGCAGUAGUAUUGACUGGUCCUUCAAAUAGCAAUAAUUCUCCAAAUGGACAAAACCCAGUCCCUGCAUGUUCUGCGACGAAUGAAUGUUUGAUCAGCAGAGAGGCUGAGAGUGAGGUAUCAAAGUUGCCUGCUGCAGUCGGGUGUUCAGACAUGGAUAUCAAGGAUGCUGCUGCAAAAAUGACUGUUAUCAAUGGGAAUGAAACUGUUGGUCUGGGUACAGCCAAAAGUGAAGAUUAUCAAGUUUUGCGGCUGGGUGUGAAACGAGAUUUGAUUGAUCAUCAUUCUAAUCAGCUUGGAAAUGUUAAAAGUCAACUCAUUGACAUGUUUGCUGCCGACCAGUCUGAUGGAAGUGUUGAACCAGCCCUCACAUCUGCUACAGGGCAGUCCAGGGUUGAACUAGACAUACGUUCUGUUCAUGUUACAGAGGAGAGAAAUGUUAACAUUCGGGCCUUCAACCUGCCAUGUAACACAUCUCCUAUAGAACAGUCCAAUGUCAAAAGUGAACCAUGUAACACAUCUCCUAUAGAACAGUCCAAUGUCAAAAGUGAGCCAUGUAACACAUCUCCUAUAGAACAGACCAAUGUCAGAAGUGAACAGUGUGACAUGUCUCUUCAAGAGCAGGGUUAUAUCAUAGAGGUAGUGAGACCGUGUGAUAUGUUAGGUAACAUGUCUCCUUCUAAGCAGGCGAGUGUCAAAGGUGGGCCGUUUGACGCAUUUCCUAAAGAGGGGGCUAAUGUCAAAAGUGAGCCAGGUGACACAUCUCCUACAGAUCAGGUCAAUGUAAAAAGUAAGCAGUGUGACAUGUCUCUUCAAGAGCAGGGUUAUAUCAUAGAGGUAGUGAGACCGUGUGAUAUGUCAGGUAACAUGUCCCCUGUUAAGCAGGCAGAUGUCAAAGGUGAGCCGUUUGACGCAUUUCCUAAAGAGGGGGCCAAUGUCAAAAGUGAGCAAUGUGACUUGUCUCUUCAAGAGCAGGGAUAUAUCAUACAGGUAGUUGGACCAUGUGACAUAUAUCCUACAGAUCAGGCCAAUGUCAAAGGUGAACCAGGUAUUAACAGCGAACCAUGUGACAUUUCUCCUGUAGAGAUGGCCAAUAUUAAAAGUGGAACAAGUGCAACAUCUCCUGUAGGUCUGGGGGAUGACAUGUCUCAAGCAGGGCAUGUUAGGGUAGAGCAGGAAAACUCCAGUGGUGCACAUGUCGCUAUGUCCAAGAUUGAUGAAUACAUUGCAGUGUUUGAUCGCUGGGCAGAAAUGUUGUGUGAAAAUACAGAUUAGGUCAAUAGAAUAUAACUGUUGUAUUCUCCUGUUAAAUCAGUGAUCGAUGAUUCAAAAAGGCGACCAGUCUUAGUCUCAUGUGUAUGGAGGGCUCGGUUUCCUCUUUUUUUUUGGAGUUUUUAGCGAGUUCGAGUAUCCAUGGAA
This is a messenger RNA of Lineus longissimus, 2722 nucleotides long. RefSeq names its product zinc finger protein 33A-like. Gene Ontology annotation, cellular component: nucleus. The transcript has a single exon. The record is from RefSeq and is a predicted model, not a curated record. Gene Ontology annotation, biological process: regulation of transcription by RNA polymerase II. Bases 80 to 2578 code for a protein of 832 amino acids. Lineage: Eukaryota; Metazoa; Nemertea; Pilidiophora; Heteronemertea; Lineidae. Gene Ontology annotation, molecular function: DNA-binding transcription factor activity, RNA polymerase II-specific.